Molecule: messenger RNA, 1893 nt
Organism: Pantherophis guttatus
Lineage: Eukaryota; Metazoa; Chordata; Lepidosauria; Squamata; Colubridae
Gene: ASCC1
Product: activating signal cointegrator 1 complex subunit 1
Biological process (GO): regulation of DNA-templated transcription; DNA alkylation repair
Cellular component (GO): nucleus
Molecular function (GO): RNA binding
Source: RefSeq, a predicted model, not a curated record
UUGCAGGGGAAGGGCGAGGGUCGCUUUGGCUCUUGCUUUGCGGCAGAGGCUGAUUUCUCCUCUCAAAACACCAAUUUAGUGGAAGAGAAUUUUCUCACCACGAGCCCUAAUCGAAGCAGCCAGUACCGCAGAGGAAUUUUGAUUCUGUGUCCCAAACACUAGCUUGGCGGCCAGGAUUUCCCGGGUCCCGACGCCAAGUACAGCUAUUGGAAGAUAAAGAAUCAUGGAAGUGCUACGGCCAGUACUGAUAAGAAUUGACGGGCGUGUUUAUAGGAAAAAUUUUAUUCAAGAGCAAGCUCACCAACAGGAAGAAGAGGAAGAUUUUAAUACAGGUCUUGGAGAUGGCUCAGACGAACCCUGUGACGCAUUUGCAGUAGAAGAGACAGAAAGAGGAUACCAAUGUGCUAUGGACGUUCCUAGUCCACUAUAUAAGUAUAUAAUAGGAAAGAAAGGAGAAACCAGGAAAAAACUGGAGACAGAAACACGAACUUCCAUCAGUAUUCCCAAGCCAGGGAUAGAAGGAGAAAUCGUGAUCACAGGACAACAUCGGAGUGGUGUUAUUUCCGCACGGACACGAAUCGACGUUCUCAUUGAAAGCUUUCGUAAAAAACAGCCCUUCACACAUUUUCUAUCAUUUGCACUCAACCAGCCUGCAAUCCAAGCGAAGUUUUUACAAUUCAAAGAGGAAGUGUUGGAGAAAUGUUCCCAUGACUGUGGAGUCAGCAGUAGCCUUUUCCAGAACCCAGCAAAACUCCAUUUGACUAUUGGCACCCUGGUACUUCUGAAUGAACAAGAAAUCCAGAAAGCUCAGGAACUCCUGCAGAAGUGUAGAGAAGACCUUGUUGACUCAAUUACUGAACGCAAACCGCUAACUGUGGAAAUAAGAGGUAUAGAGUACAUGAACGAUGACCCAGCCAUGAUUGAUGUUCUGUAUGCAAAAGUCCGCAUGAAAGAUGGCUCCAGAAGGCUUCAGGUCAUAGCAGAUAGACUGGUGGAUCACUUUACGACCUCUGGGCUGAUGAGAAAAGAAUGGGAUAGAGUGAAGCUCCAUGCCACUGUUAUGAACACGGUCUUUCGGAAUGAUCCUAACGGUGAAGAACCGAAUAACCGAGCCACGGGCAAACCGUUCAAGGAAAGGGAAUCAUUUGAUGGCCGAACAAUUUUGAAGCUCUUUGAGAACUUCGAAUUUGGAGAAGUGCAGCUGAAUUCCGUCUACCUCUCACAACGAUUCUCCACUGACCACUCGGGCUACUACGCCUCGUCUGGGCAGCUCAAUUUCUUCUGAAUUGCAGACUCAUCUUUCCCGAUAGAUUGCACAUAAUGAGAUCCACGAGUCUCUAAUAUACAAGGCAAUAAUGAUUUAAACCUGCCCUGCUAUUAGAUCAGGCUCGCUCUGUCCUCCCGAAUCAACCUUAGAACUUUGCCAAUAUCUGGGCAAAAAAAAAAAAAAACAACCCUGGCCUAAAUUGAAUGAAAGAAAAUAUCCAUGCAAUCAAAAAAGUGACUCUGGUUGGCAGGUGGUUUGUUGGGGGGGAAAAAAGGUGGAAAUAAAAGACAUAAUAGUACCUGCAUUUAGAAAGCUAUAAAUGUACAGAAAUUACCCAUUAAUUAUUUUUAAUGGCUAACUUUUCAAAGCUGGGAAAAUAACAUCUUUUUGUGGCACUUCAGAUUGCCCUGAAAUCUAAGUCUUUUGUAGCUUUCAAAACAAAAACCAUUCCCUUUGGUAACCUUGUGAUAGUUUUUCCUUUUAACUGCGAACGGCAAUAUAUUUGCAUUUUUGUGGUUUGCUGGUUUUUUUGUUGUUGUUUCGUUAUUACAGCUAACGUGCUGAAUCUGUCAAGGAUUCAUGGUGGUUUAGAACUAAUAAUUAAAACAUGCACAUUACAAAUAUAA